AAAUACAAUCACUUUAAUUACCGGAAACUGUUUUCUUUCGUUCCAAAAUCUAAAUUUGUGCUGGUGAGGAGCUCCACGGUUUAGUUCGCACUUCGCAGCCAUGGCAGACGACUUCGAGUUCGCCGACAAGGGAAACAGGAUUAUUUAUGAAACUGAACCGAAAGGCUUCAAUCCCGGAUUGAUAGUGUUGCUGGUUGUUGGCGGUCUGCUGCUGACAUUCCUUGUUGGGAACUAUGUCCUUUACUUGUAUGCGCAAAAGACUCUUCCUCCUAGGAAAAAGAAGCCAGUAUCGAAGAAGAAGAUGAAGAGAGAGAGGCUGAAGCAAGGAGUUUCUGCACCAGGAGAGUAAUGAUUUCCAGGCCCGAUUUCCUCUGUUCUCUGUGUUAUAAACGGUUUGUUCAUGAUUUUCUUCCUUUUUUGUUCCCAGAGGUGCUUUUGUUGAACUUUUAAAAUCUUAAUUAGAACUUAAUCCCAUAUUCAGUAGACUAGAAGUAAAAUGCUGUUUGUGUUCAUCAGGUACAGUUUAUUUGUCUCAUUUCUAAUUGCAUUUACUCUAAUUUCCUUUUCGUUUUCAA
Messenger RNA from Hibiscus syriacus, 575 nucleotides. RefSeq names its product DNA-binding protein S1FA-like. Bases 101 to 349 code for a protein of 82 amino acids. The record is from RefSeq and is a predicted model, not a curated record. The transcript is spliced from 2 exons. Gene Ontology annotation, molecular function: DNA binding. Gene Ontology annotation, biological process: regulation of DNA-templated transcription. Gene Ontology annotation, cellular component: nucleus. NCBI's taxonomy places the organism in Eukaryota, Viridiplantae, Streptophyta, Magnoliopsida, Malvales, Malvaceae.